Molecule: messenger RNA, 3306 nt
Organism: Kockovaella imperatae
Lineage: Eukaryota; Fungi; Basidiomycota; Tremellomycetes; Tremellales; Cuniculitremaceae
Exons: 20
Coding region: 40-3153 (1037 amino acids)
Biological process (GO): protein peptidyl-prolyl isomerization; protein folding; transmembrane transport
Molecular function (GO): peptidyl-prolyl cis-trans isomerase activity; transmembrane transporter activity
Source: RefSeq, a predicted model, not a curated record
CCCCUUGCCUCGAUCUACCACGUCGUAUACAUCUCCAUCAUGUUGCAUAGAAUCCUCGUCUUGUUCGCUGCACUGGCCCUGGCGGUCGUGUUCUUCUUCUCUGGACAGGCGGAGGCGUCGAAGGGUCCAGUCAUCACGAAUAAGGUGUACUUUGACAUCAAGCAUGGUGACAAGGAACUCGGUCGAAUCGUCAUGGGAUUGUACGGAAAGACCGUACCUAAGACGGUCGAGAACUUCCGGGCGCUCUGUACCCGCAAGACUCAGGAAGGUGAAGAGCUCGAUUACGGCUAUGAGGGAUCGUCUUUCCACCGAAUUAUCAAGCAGUUCAUGAUCCAAGGUGGAGAUUUCACCAAAGGAGACGGAACUGGAGGUAAAUCGAUCUAUGGUAACAAGUUCGAAGACGAAAACUUCAAGUUGCGACACACAGGACCUGGUGUAUUGUCCAUGGCUAACGCUGGGAAGGACACCAACGGGUCUCAAUUCUUCAUCUGUACCGUCAAGACCUCAUGGCUUGAUGGCAAGCAUGUCGUGUUCGGUCACGUUAUGGAAGGUAUGGAUGUUGUCUACGCCAUGGAGAACGUCAAGACUAGUGGAAGCAACCGACCCAACGAGGCAGUCACGAUUGUCAGGUCCGGCGAGCUCCCUAUGGAGGAAGAAGUGGAUGACAAUGGCAACCAGCCCGAUUACGAAGGUGACGAAGAGGAAGACACUUCCAUACCGAUAGAAGAAGAAGACGACGACCUGGCGAGUGUCGCAGGAGGCAUCAAAGAAGACGAUCAACUGCAUCGAUCAGCUGGAGGGAUCUCGAUGGUCUCCAUCCUCGGAGGUUUCAUUGUGCUCGGUGGAAUUGGAGCCGCAUGGUACUUUUUCGCUGGUGGGAAGCAGAUGAUCACAAGAUAUAGGUCGGUGGACAGAGUGACUGAACAUCCACCUGCCUCGCCAGCAAUGUCCUCGUCUCACGAUCCAUUGGAGCUGGGACCACCCGUCCAUGGAAGCGAAGCAUCCUCACAGGCUGGUGCGGCUGCUGCUGCUGCCACCACGACCACUGCCACACAGUCUCAACCAUCGCAUCCGCCUUUACAACAUCUCAGGACAGCACCGACCACCUUGCCAGCUCGAGCGGCUGCUUUCGCGCCAGAUGGAGGUGUUGCAGAUACCAUCCCAGAGCGCGAAUCCAUCAAGCCGUCCAGGUCUGAGUCUGAUGCCUCAUCCACUCCCACCGUGUACGAAGGCAAUGUCUUACCUCGACAGCAAGUUCCAGCAGCCGUAGGAGGCAUGCAUGGACAAUUCUUACCUGGAAGUCGGCACGCUCAACAGGGUCAACAGGGAGAGAUUCACGAAAAAGACCUUCAGGCAUCUACGACGGGAGGCAAAAGCGGACCUGAGAUAGCAGCUUUGGCUCGAAAAGAAUUAGGUUUAGAGGCCGAUGGAUCCAUGACCGAUGAAAAAACGGCUCAAAAAGCUCGAGACGCUUUAACGCAUGACGCUGAUCCGGCUGCAGCCACACGAUUGGAGAGGACUCAGACGGGAACCAAAGUGAAGCGACAUGUUCAAACGUCUGCUGGACAUCCCACGUCGACCACAUACGGUAUGGUCCCAGUCACCCGGAUGACAUCUCAACCUCCUGCCGUCAGCCCAUUCGGUGGUAUUGCCCCGGAGGGCGUUGAUGCAGAAGAAGGUCUAUCACCAGUCAGAAGUCACGAGGAGGAACAAGAGAGAGAAGAGAUGAGGAAACAAAAAGGCCCAGAUCCUUGGGCUGUAAAGUUUGCACCGGGUGAAGCUUCAAACCCAAAGAACUGGUCUGUCGGUUAUCGUUGGUAUUUGACCGGAAUCGCCGGAUUAACAGUCCUCAACUCUACUUUCGCCUCUUCGGCUCCCUCGGGAAUCGUAGAGGAUAUGGAGAAGACGUUUGGAUUCGGAAGAGAAAUCGCAACGUUGACCAUUGCUUUGUUCGUCGCUGGGUAUUGUGUAGGUCCUCUCGUCUGGGGACCUCUCUCAGAGAGCUAUGGCCGUCGCCCCAUCUUCUUGCUGUCUUUUCUCGUCUAUACUGGAUUCCAGGUCGGAUGCGCUUUAUCGCCUAAUACCGCCAGUAUUCUCGUCUUUCGUUUCCUCGGAGGCUGCUUUGCAGCUGCUCCAUUGACCAAUAGUGGUGCCAUGUUGGCGGAUAUCUGGGACCUCGAUCACCGAGGACAGGCUAUGAGUAUCUAUUCACUUGCUCCGUUUGCUGGCCCGUCUAUUGGUCCGAUCGUGGCCGGUUUCAUCUCAGUUUCUGGCACUGACUGGAGAUGGGUUUACUGGAUCCUUACCAUCUUCGCCGGAGUCUGCUUGCUCAUUAUCCUGUUCACUGUCCCGGAGACAUACGCACCUGCCAUUCUCGUCGUCAAGGCGAAACGGCUGCGGAAAGAGACGGGAGAGGAGCGAUGGUAUGCCCCGCUGGAGCACGGAUCCAAGCAGACCUGGGGUCAGAGACUCAACAAUAUCCUCUUCAAGCCAUUCGUCAUGCUUGUUCAGGAGCCCAUGUUGAUGGCCGUCACUUUGUACAUGUCCUUUGUCUACGGUAUUGUAUACCUCUUAUUCGAGGCGUACCCGUUCGUUUUUAUCAUCAACCAUGGUUUCAAUACUGGAGAAAACGGACUCUGUUUCCUCGGGUUUUUCGGAGGUGGAUUCUUGGCAGUCGUCUUCUUCAUGACCGUUAUUGAGCCGCGAUAUCAGCGCCAUGCAGCUAGGAUGGCGCCUCAACCUCCCAAGCCAGAAAAGCGUCUCGAAAUGUCCAUCCUUUCCGCUUGGGCUCUCGUUAUUGCUCUCUUCUGGUUCGGAUGGACAUCUUACGCGUCCAUCCACUGGAUCAGUCCGGUGCUUGCUGGUGGUUUGAUCGGAGUAGGAGUCUUGGGCAUGUUUGUCUCCAUGUUCAACUACAUUAUCGACGUCUACUUGUGGGCCGCUGCAUCCGCACUGGCAGCUACGACGGUUUGUCGAUCUGCAUUUGGAGCUGGGUUCCCACUGUUCGCCACGCAAAUGUAUGCCAAGUUGGGAACUCAAUGGGCUUCGUCCUUGCUUGGAUUCCUGGCUCUACUUAUGGCGCCUAUCCCGAUCGUCUUGUUCGUCUAUGGACCCACGUUGAGGAGAAGAUCCAAGUAUUCCCCGACGGCGUAGCGUAGAAGGGUGAUGUCGUAUCAGAUAUCUGACCUGCAUCUUUGUUCGUACGAUCUCAGACUAAUUCAUAGUGCUUUUGGCCUGAACAUAGACACUACUGUUUAAUAAUACCACGCUGUAGCCGCUAGUCAAUGUAUCCAGAUGACAGCAUUG